Messenger RNA from Pelmatolapia mariae (spotted tilapia), 1601 nucleotides. Its product is annotated as protein NLRC3-like. NCBI's taxonomy places the organism in Eukaryota, Metazoa, Chordata, Actinopteri, Cichliformes, Cichlidae. The record is from RefSeq and is a predicted model, not a curated record. The transcript is spliced from 5 exons. Gene Ontology annotation, biological process: intracellular signal transduction. Bases 1 to 732 code for a protein of 243 amino acids.
AUGUGCUCAGCCAAUCAGAUCCCUCCUGACUGUGUUGACUUGGUGACAGAGAUCUUUAAAGAGGAGAGAGGACUGUACCAGGACAAGGUGUUCUGCUUCAUCCAUCUGAGUGUUCAGGAGUUUCUGGCUGCUCUUCAUGUCCAUCUGACCUUCAUCAACUCUGGAAAAAAUCUGCUGGAAGAACAACAAACAACCUCCAAGAAGUCUGAAACAAGUGAAACUAAUGAGAAAUAUUUCUACCAGAGUGCUGUGAACAAGGCCUUACAGAGUCCAAAUGGACACCUGGACUUGUUCCUCCGCUUCCUCCUGGGUCUUUCACUGCAGACCAGUCAGACUCUCCUACAAGGCCUGCUGACACAGACAGGAAGUAGCUCACAGACCAAUCAGGAAACAGUCCAGUACAUCAAGGAGAAGCUCAGUGAGAAUCUGUCUGCAGAGAAAAGCAUCAAUCUGUUCCACUGUCUGAAUGAACUGAAUGAUCGUUCUCUAGUGGAGGAGAUCCAACAGUCCCUGAGAUCAGGAAGUCUCUCCACGAAAAAACUGUCUACUGCUCAGUGGUCAGCUCUGGUCUUCAUCUUACUGUCAUCAGAAAAAGAUCUGGAUGUAUUUGACCUGAAGAAAUACUCUGCUUCAGAGGAGGCUCUUUUGAGUCUGCUGCCAGUGGUCAAAGCCUCCAACAAAGCUCUGGCAAUGGUCAGCCACCGCCUCUACAUGACUGACAUCAAGCUAUAGGGCUUUGGAGUUGAUGUCACGCCACAAUGCAUUGUGGGAGCGCGGCGCCAUUUUCGGGGUCUACGAAUCAAAACAAACACACUGUCUUGGAACGACGACUACAAGAAAGAUGCUUAAAAGCAGCUCAAAAGAGAAUGGACUGUAUAGAGACCGAUUGCGUCCAGAGGCGAAGCAGCGGUACUUGCAGAAAAUAGCGUGCAUUGGAAAUGUGGACCCGUAUGAAAUACAGCCGUGGAGUAGAAACCCUGAAGACCAACUGCUAUUGACGUAGCCUGACAUAUUUUCGUACCUUGUCUGUGGAGUCAGCGCGUACAAGUCGUCAUUCAAACAAAGGUGCUGCACUCUCAAAGACUGAAUGAACCAGCAUUGCAGCCAUGGGUCACUGUGAGCAUCACAGAGAAGGUUGAAGCCGCCCGCUGCACCUGUAUGGCCGGAGUCGCAGAGACCUGCACCCAUGUCACUGCUCUUCUGUUUAAUGUAGAAGCAACAGUGCGGAUCUGUGGCAAAAGGACUGGUACAGAUGAACCUGCAUACUGGGUUUUGCUGGGUAAUAUGACCAAGAUACAGUCAGUGGUUGGCCAUAAGAUAGACUUCUCCUCUUCAGCUGCCCAAAAAAAGGUUCUUGAUCAAAACAUAAAUAGACCAUCCGUAUUGAAAGGUAAAAGGAGCCGUCCUCAAAAAAGAAAAUUCCCACCUGCUACUGUGGAGUAGUUGUCACUGCUAUUGGAUACUUUGCUGGAACACCGUAAAGUUGUGGCAAUGACCCAUAAUGUUUUAUCUAGGGGUCUAGAUUUAUGCCUGUAGUGCACUGCCAUGUAAAUAAUUCGCAUUUACUGAAUAUGUACUGACUGAGUACCACUGUUCAAAAG